AUGGCGAGAAGGACGGACCAGCAUAAUCGAACUCUCUGUCUCUCGGAUCGACCUAACAUUUUGCGUUCUCCACAAAAUCUACCCCACCUAGCCUACAACUUCGGUAUCGGUGGCGACAUCUUCCCCGGCUUCAUCGAGGAGGGCGUGGAAGUCUUGUCCUUGCCCCCGCGCAAGUUCCCCUUCCGGGAGAACCACAACAGGGAGUACGGCGAGGUGUGGGGCUUCUUCUUUGCAGCGCAGCACGCCGGGGAGACGUGCCCGCCGCCAGGCACGGGCAGGUACUGGGUGCAGUACGGCGCCGAGAAGGUGUACUACGGCCAGACCGGCUGGGAGGCGGUGGCGUUCCGGCGCAGGUUCGUGUACCGCUUCACGUGGAAGGGCGGGGAGGUAUGGUCGCCGACGCGCUGGCUGAUGAAGGAAUACCGGAUCAACAGGGACUCGGCCGCCUUCCGCCAUGCGUACCUAGACCCUAAGGCACCGGACGUCGUCUUCAUGGUGACCAAGGUCUACCGGAAGCCGGUGCUCCCCCCGCCUGUCGACAGCAGCUCCAGCGAGGAGGAGGGCUCUGAGCGCUCCAUCGUGCUGAACAGGAGGCGCUAGCAUUAUGCAACUGCAUGUUGAUUUCUUCAGCGUUGUUGUGUCUGUUUCUUAUUUCAUUUCAGUUCUGGAUUGUGCGCUCGAUCUAGUUGAUUGUUCCGCUUUGUUCAAAGUACAGGCGUAAUGAGCCUCCCUUGCAGCAUAUGUAGAACAGUUCGGACGUA
Molecule: messenger RNA, 761 nt
Organism: Hordeum vulgare subsp. vulgare (domesticated barley)
Lineage: Eukaryota; Viridiplantae; Streptophyta; Magnoliopsida; Poales; Poaceae
Exons: 2
Coding region: 1-600 (199 amino acids)
Biological process (GO): regulation of DNA-templated transcription
Molecular function (GO): DNA binding
Source: RefSeq, a predicted model, not a curated record